GCAAGGCACAGUUCCUAACAGGGCCAUUUUACUACCAAAUUCAAAGCUAAAGAUAUCUAUGAUAAAAAAUAAAUUUUGCCAAACAUCUCGUUUUCAAGAGUUGAGACAAUCAUUAUCAGAGCUUCAAAAAGAAUCAACCAGCAUAGAUAUGACCAACGAGUUUGCAAAAUAUGCAAGACUGCAGAGGAAAAUAAUCAAAGUACAAGAGGAAUUGAAAAAAGAAGUGUCAGUUCACAAAGAGGAGGAAAUGAAAAACAAACUGAUAUUACGCAUAGUUGUGGGCCUGGUGUGUAUCGUGAUGGUGUACACGUACAAUUCACAACCUGUGGUACAGUUAGACCCAGACUGGGUGUAUCCAGUAGGCAGUGUUCUGUGUUGGCCGGGUGGACAACUAGGUUCUAUCAGUUUUAUGGUUUGGUGUGCCAUUUCCAACUCUGUCAUACGGACGUUCUCUUGAUGUUUUGUAACUGAUUAAUUUAUUUGCAUGUGUAAAUUGUUAUUAUUAUUGUUAUGCUGUUUUACAAAAUAAAAUAUUUUUAGAUCGA
Molecule: messenger RNA, 545 nt
Organism: Macrosteles quadrilineatus (aster leafhopper)
Lineage: Eukaryota; Metazoa; Arthropoda; Insecta; Hemiptera; Cicadellidae
Product: guided entry of tail-anchored proteins factor 1-like
Exons: 4
Coding region: 59-457 (132 amino acids)
Biological process (GO): tail-anchored membrane protein insertion into ER membrane
Source: RefSeq, a predicted model, not a curated record